GCAGUUCUGAUAAGUGGACAUAUGGCGCGGCGUAAUUGUCGUUGUUUGCACAAUUUCACCCUGAAAUAGGCUCCAGACAAGAUAUGAAAGACAGGAUUAUUAUCUAUAAAAUGAAAUGAUUAGGAAUAGAACUUAAAUAACAUGGCGGAUGCGAUUUCAACGUUACAGAAGAUAGAGAAUUAUUCAAUAUAUAUCACAACAGCAGAACCGAUUGGAUAUUCUGGCAACGGGAGCCAACACGGAACAGUACCAACAAUGAUGCCGAAUCUAACAGCUUCAACAUCGAGAGAGGAAAUGUUGUUACCAUUUGAUGACGUCACAGUGACGAUUGUGGCGAUUAUUUUGUUAUUUUUUCUCGUUUUUGGAUUCGUCGGAAAUUUACUGACUUUAUUGGUUAUCGUUACGUCGAGAAAAUUGAGAAAUGUCUUCAACCUGUUUAUUUUGAGUCUCUGCGUCUCAGAUUUAAUUUCUUCAUUAAUAAGUUGGAUCAAUCUAUACAGAAGAACAUGGGGGUUUAAUGUAUUUGCAUUACCAGAUUUCUUCUGCGUGUUAUACUGGGGCGCAGAUAUAUGGACCUCGUAUGUGACAGCUCAGCAUAUUAUGAGUUUUGCAAUUCUUCGAUUACUUUCCGUUUGGAAACCAGUCCUCUUCAGCAAAAUAAAAUCGUGGCACGCAAACGUCUGGAUCGCCUCAAUCUGGUUUAUCGCGUUUCUCAGUGGUUUCAUUCCGUUUGCCUUAUUCAGUGGAGCAAGGAUUAGGGACAGGAGUGAUCGUUCGUCCCCAGUUUCAAGAUGGCCGGCAUGUACACAAAAUGAAGAAUGGUUACCGCAGUACUCUUUGUACACACAGUACGGCUACCCAAUCUUUUUCUACGUCCCACUUGUUGCAAUCGCUUUAGUUUCCUCGGCUAUUGGAGUAGUCAUGGUACGACGAACUGCCCCACAAUCGAAACAUGGGAACGAUACAAGAGAUCAGAAAACAGUGAAAAGAAAACAGAAAGAAAAACAAGCAAUCAUGCAACUUGCGUUAAUUGUGGGAUCGUUUAUGUUUGGAUACAUUCCUUUUACAGUUUUUGAGUUCUACACCAUCAACUCUACGGAUAAGAGUUUCCGUGGAUGGAAAAUAGACUGGACGUUCGGAACUGCACAAUAUAUGUGUUUGAGAUUAUCUGAAUGUUUGAAUCCAAUCUUCUAUAACUUAGCUUCAACCAAAAUGCGCAGGGAAACAAAAUCAUUCCUGAAAAGAUUCAAAUGCAAUAUCGUUGAUCCUACAUCAAAUUCAAGCAGCAGAGCUUCUUCACAUUCACACACUGGAUUAGAACUAUGAAUAGAGCGAGAUAAGAAAGUUCUUUUUUAAGUAUAAGGUGUUCAAAUGUAAUCAAAGAAAACGGAACAUCUAAUAUUGUGCCGAGAAGUCCAGUAGCUGUAUCGGAACUCUAUCGUUGGCGAAGAUGAUAAUUGGAAAAAGUUGUUUAAGAAUCAUAGGAUACAGAAGUUCUUGAAUCUUCACUCUUCAAAUGGACUACCAAGUUUUUACAGCCGGGAUGAUAUUUCAACCACUCAUUUGACUAGAAAUACAAGCACAUGACUGGAUAAUAUACAGGGACAGGCGCUUUGGAACAUCGUACACAAUAACUUGCUAAUAUCCAGCAUACGUUACAUUCGUAUUUUUUUGUAUGAGGCGUUAAAAUGUAACUAAAGAGAACAACACUUCUAAUAUUGUUCUAAUAUUGAGAAGUCCAUGAGCUGAUUCAAAACUUUUCUCGUUGACAUCGAUGGUUGCUUGGUAAAAGGUGUUUAAGUUAAUUAUAGAAGACAGAAGUUCUUCAAUUGAGCAGUCUCGCAGCUGCCUGGAAAACACUAAGCUGUCGGACAAUUAUGGAGUGCAACAUGUAUCUGAUUGUUGCAAUAAAGAACUAGUCGAAAUGCUCCGAAAUUUCUUGACGGCUCACGGAAGACACUUAGUUGCUUCACAAUUAUUUAAGGUAGCGUGUCAGAAAGAACGUAUGACAUGUAAGCUUCAAAAUACGAUAAUAGGAAAAGCUCGUUGAGAUAAAGGUGCAACAUUCCCAGCGAUUUAUGCACAACCGCCGCCAGAUGUACUAAUGAUUAGAUAUAUAAAGCGCAGUCGGUGUUAGCAAAACGGUGCCUACGACAAUUUGCCGACACGGCGAAUGCCCUGAUUAGGCAUGUUCAUUUGCAAUCGAAUAUUAAUUUAAUUAUUCAAAUAUCUUCACCCUUGAAAUACCCAAUAUAUUUUCAAUCAUAUUAUACACAAAAUGCCUCACUUGGACAGGAAGACGUCCUUCCAUCACCUUUUGACUUUGUUAAAAUAAAUCUGUGAUCAUAGGGGUGGGCCCAUGUAGCGUGAAUUAAGUGUUUAGCUCUAUACAAGGAUUUUUAUCAAACGUUCAAUAAUCAAUACUAAAACCUUAUUCUAAGUGAUUGAAGUGUAAAUAUAUUUGUUUUAGUGUUCAGCAAGACUCUUUGAUCAUUUAGAAUAGUUAUAUUUAUUCUUGCUACAGCAUACUUACAUUGUACGUAUACGGAUCUGUAGUUUUAACACUGCUUUGUGAAGGGUUACUUUAAGAGAAAAUAAAAGAGAGGCUUUUCUAGAAGUCUUAUUAUCUCAAGAGUCUUGCUGGUCAAAGUCAAAUAAAAUUUUACAGUGAUAUAUUUUUGUUAGUUGACGGCAAGACUGUUUAAUCUAUUCAUUUGAAGUUAGAAAAUUGAAGUGCAAUAAAUUUUUAGGUGAUUUAAGAGUCUUGCUGCACACUAAAAUAUAUAUAUUUCUGUAAAGCUCCGUUUGACUAAUUGUUCAUGUAUGAGAAAGUCUGAUCUUGGUCAGAUAAAAUUUUACAGAAAUGUAUUUGUAUAAGUGUGCAGCCUAUCUCUGAAUUAGACUCUCGAAUCACCUAGGUUAGUUAUCUUCACUCCUGCUACAGCAUUAUUUCAUUAUAUGCAUACGGAUCCGCCGGCACAAAUACAUAGAAAAGGAUUGGUAGUUAGUCUCGCAGAAAUGCAUUGAUAGUGAAAGCUUAUUUAUUUCUCUCAUUUAAACGCGGUUUCAAAGCAUAGGUGCGCUAAGGAUUUGGUUACUGCGGGAUUACUUAUUCUUCUUUUAUGCUUUUGAAGCAAAGGAAAAUAUAUAUUGAUCAAUAAUUUAGAUUUGAAAAGUUGGAAAUGAACAUGGAUUAGUGAAUUCACAAAUAUGAACAUAUUGCAAGUACUAAUGAUUUGGUUUCUGCGAAACUAACUACUUAUCCCUCUUCUAUGCUUUGUACCUGUGGUCUGUAUUCAUAUAAUGCAAGAAUGGUGUGGAAAGAGUAAAGAGAAGUAUUCUAAGUAAUUCAAGAGUCUUGCUGCACAGUAGCGCAAAUAUAUUUCUGUAACGUUUUGUCUGAACAAGAUCAGGCAUCCUCAGACAUACAUAUUUCAACUAUCACUCAGACCUUGGUCAGACGAAACGUUACAGAAAUAUAAUUGUGUUAGUGUGCAGCACGACUCUUGAAUCACCUUUGAAGCGUAGUAUAGAGUCAUGAUCAUUAUAUGUCAUCCGAUAUUCAGGUUAUUUAAAAACAUCAGGUUUUGUAAAAUAUUAUUUUUUUUGAAUUUAUAAAUAUAUUUAUUUUGAAGUGCAAUUCAAUUUGUUUUUUUAAAUAAAAUUAUAAUAAAAUA
Molecule: messenger RNA, 3677 nt
Organism: Styela clava
Lineage: Eukaryota; Metazoa; Chordata; Ascidiacea; Stolidobranchia; Styelidae
Product: growth hormone secretagogue receptor type 1-like
Biological process (GO): G protein-coupled receptor signaling pathway
Cellular component (GO): plasma membrane
Molecular function (GO): G protein-coupled receptor activity
Source: RefSeq, a predicted model, not a curated record